GGGGCUAGGAUGGGUGCUCAAGAGCCGCAGCAGCCACAGCAGUUGCAGCAGCAGCCACAGCAGCAGCAGCAGCAGCAGCAGCAGCAGCAGCAGCAGCAGCAGCAGCAGCAGCAGCAGCAGCCGCAACAGCAGCAGCAGCCGCAACAGCAGCAGCAGCAGCAGCAGCAGCCGCAGCCAUGGGCCCGCCUCCCGCCAGGGUGGCCGGGAGCACCUGGAGCUAAAACGCACCAUGGUGCGUAUAUCCGGAGGGGUGCCAUAUCGGAUGUGCCAAUGAUACGCACCCCCCCAUUUUCCAGAUUCUAAUCCCUAUACGCACCCCCCUUUUCCCCGCUUGGUAGGUUGUUACUGAACCUUUCUGUAGAGGGUACAAACCCCUUCUUGUACUCUUCUCUCUUCCUAAACAA
Closterium sp. NIES-67 is the source of this 404-nucleotide messenger RNA. NCBI's taxonomy places the organism in Eukaryota, Viridiplantae, Streptophyta, Zygnematophyceae, Desmidiales, Closteriaceae. The record is from the annotation of a GenBank genome assembly.